Contarinia nasturtii (swede midge) is the source of this 3624-nucleotide messenger RNA. RefSeq lists its product as uncharacterized. Lineage: Eukaryota; Metazoa; Arthropoda; Insecta; Diptera; Cecidomyiidae. The coding region runs from base 151 to 3483 and encodes 1110 amino acids. Gene Ontology annotation, molecular function: lipase activity. The record is from RefSeq and is a predicted model, not a curated record. The transcript is spliced from 17 exons. Gene Ontology annotation, biological process: lipid metabolic process.
ACUUAUUGCUACAGAUGUAUUUGACUUUAUUAAUAGGUAAUAUUAACGUAUUUGUCAGCUGUAACAUUUAAUCGCAAUUAACUCAGGUUUUUUUUUAACUGCGAAAUAACAAAUUUUUAUGAAAAACAAACUAAGAACGAAACAAUCACAAUGUCAUUCGAAAUCGUUUUUUGUUUAAUAACUAUCGUAUGUUUUUCCACCACCUAUGCUUCGAGCUGGGCUGAACUGAAGGUGCCUGUACCACCUCCAUCCUCCCAAUUGAUCGACGAAAAAGCUCUUUUGGUUGUGAAUAGCCUAAUCAGCGCCACAGUCGACAACGAAAAUUCCCCAUUCACCUUUCCAUAUAGAUUUCCAUUUUCGGUGGAACAAGACGUAACUUUUGAAUUAUACACACCGAAAAAUCCCAAAGUAGUUCAAGCUUUAAAAUUGGAUGAUGUAAUAAUGGCAAAAAAUUCAAAUUUUGAUUCGAAAAUCCCAACAAGAAUGUUGAUCAAUGGCUGGCUCUCCGAUGGUAAAAUAUUUCAAAAAUUUACGGACUCUUAUCUUGUGGAUGGUCAAUAUAAGGUCAAUCUAAUAGUGGUAAAGUGGCAAAAAGAAUCAUACGAUAUUAACUAUUUUUGUGCUCGUCGGCGUGUUAACGGAGUGGGCGAAUAUGUUGCUCGAUUUAUUGAUUUUAUGUCAAAACAAUUAGCGAUGGAUGUUUCUACUUUGACCAUUAUUGGACAAUCGCUUGGUGCUCAUGUGGCGGGUAUAGCUGGAAAAAAGGUUACUGGAAAUAAGGUAGGCAAAAUAGUCGCGCUGGACCCUGCAUUGCCAUCUUUUAAAUUUAGAGACGUUGAAAAUCGACUGGCCAAAACAGAUGCGUCAUACGUUGAGGUUAUUUAUACUUGUUCCGGCAAACUGGGACACACUGAGCCCCUUGGGCAUGCAAAUUUUUAUCCAAACGGUGGAAGAUUUCAACCAGGUUGUGGAUGGGAUAUGCUUGGCACCUGUGCUCAUUCUAGAUCAUGGCACUUCUUUUUCGAAAGUGUGGUUUCGCCUCAAUUUUUUGCAUUUGAAUGCGAUUCAAUGGCAACAUUUCGAAAGGGAAAUUGUUCGGUGAUAAAUAAUAUUGUGCAAAUGGGCGGUGAACCAGGACACUUUGGCGGUGUAAAUGGAAUAUUUUAUCUGCAAACCAAUGGUGAACCACUGUUUGGAAAAGGCCGUGAAGGAAUGUUUGAACAAUUAAAAACAGCAAAGUUGAAUAUUUCCAUGGAAUCGGUAUCGCUGAAGAUAUCAAAUGAUGCACUUUCGACAGCGUUUUUGCAUGCAGAUCAACUAUUUUCACAGGUGGGUAGUGGAUACGAUACAGUCAAUUUUUCGAUCACCUAUGCUGAGAGCUGUGCUGAAUUGCACGUGUCUAUUCCACCGCCAUCAAAGCAAUUAAUUGACCCCAAUAUGCUUACCUAUGCAAAAGAUGUAUUCAAGACUCAAGCAAAAAAUGAUGAGAGUACGGAAAAUAAGACGUGUACAUCAUUUUUGGCAGAAAGAGAUGUAAUUUUCGAGCUAUUUACACCUAAAAAUCCAACAGAACCGCAAAUUUUAAAAUUAAACGAUGUUAGUACCGCAAAAGCUUCAAAUUUCAUUCGAAAAUUUCCAACAAGAAUGUUAAUCCACGGUUGGCAAUGUCGUGGUCAGUUGACAAAAAAAUUUACCGCCGCAUAUUUCAUAAAAGGUGCACAUAAAGUCAAUUUUAUAGCGGUAAAUUGGCGAAAGGGUUCGAAUGAUUUCAAUUACUUCUGUUCGCGUCAACGUGUUAACGAAGUGGGCGCAUAUGUUGCCCGAUUUAUUGAUUUUUUGGCAAACCAACUCUGGGUAAAUGUUGGUGCUUUAACCAUCAUUGGACACUCUUUGGGUGCUCACAUUUCAGGACUAUCUGCAAAAAAAGCAAACCGAAAAGUUGGUAAAAUAGUGGGAUUGGACCCAGCUUUACCAACUUUCAAGUAUGAAGAGGCCGAAAAUCGACUUGCCGACACAGACGCAUCGUAUGUUGAAGCCAUUUAUACCUGUAGUGGGAAAUUGGGUCACAUUGAGCCACUCGCAAAUGCAAAUUUUUAUCCAAACGGAGGCGUUGUUCAACCAGGUUGUAUAAUGGACGUGCUUGGAAUUUUUGCUCAUUCUCGGGCAUGGGAGUUUUAUGUCGAAAGUAUUAAUAGACCAGAAUUUUAUGCCUUUGAAUGUGAUUCACUUGAAAAUUUGCGAAAAGGUACUUGUUCAGUGGUAAAUAAGAUCGUGAAAAUGGGUGGCGAACCGGGUAACAGGAAUUUAAAAGGAAUAUUUUAUUUGGACACAAAUGAUCAAUCGUUUUUCGCAAAAGGUCGCCAAGGAUUGUAUAAGGCAUUGGAGACAAUCCUCAAUUCAUCAGUCAUCGAUGGGAAAAUCUGGGCUGAAUUGAAAGUACCUGUGCCUCCACCAUCGGUCCAAUUGCUCGACACUAGUAGUCUUACAAAAAUAAAAGAUCUGAUUAAAUCUUUUAGAGACAAUACUGAAACUUCAUCAAAUACGACAUGUUCAUUCUUCAUCGCAGAGAGAGAUGUGAUUUUUGAAUUAUUCACACAGAAAAAUCCAACAGAGGCGCACAUUUUAAAAUUGGACGAUGUCAAUACAGUGAAGAAAUCAAAUUUUGCUAAGACAAUUUCAACGAGAAUAUUAAUUCACGGCUGGCUCUCAGACGGUCAGCUAACAUCAGAUUUUGCAAACGCAUAUUUUGUACGAGGCAAAAAGAAAGUUAAUUUGAUAGCAGUGAAUUGGCAAAAAGGAUCGAACGAUAUCAACUAUUUCUGUGCUCGCCGUCGUGUCAAUGAAGUAGGCGCUUAUGUUGCUCGAUUUAUCGAUUUUAUGAGGAACAAGUUUUUGAUGAACGUUUCUACGUUAACUAUUGUGGGACAUAGUUUAGGCGCUCAUAUUUCUGGUAUUGCUGGAAAGAAGACAACCAGAAAAGUGGGAAAGAUAGUGGGAUUAGAUCCGGCUGCGCCCGCAUUUAAAUUUGAGGAGGUCGAAAAUCGAUUGGCCGACAUAGACGCUUCGUACGUUGAAGCCAUUUAUACAUGCGCUGGUAAGCUGGGACACAUUGAGCUACUCGGAAAUGCAAAUUUUUAUCCAAACGGAGGCCGAUUUCAACCAGGUUGUGGAUUCGAUUUUUUUGGAAUAUGUGCUCAUGCUAGAUCAUAUGAGUUUUAUAUUGAAAGCAUUGUUACACCACAAUUUUUUGCAUUCCAAUGUGACUCAUUUGAAAAUUUUCGAAAUGGAAAUUGUUCGGCGGUAAAUAAGGUCGUGAAAAUGGGCGGUGAUCCAGGUAACCACAGGGGUUUGAAAGGUGUUUUCUAUCUGCGCACGAAUGACGCACCUGAUUUUGGAAAAGGUCGACAAGGAAUAAUGGAUGCAUUAGAAACUGCAGAGAUGAACAUUUCUAUGAAAUUGGCUUCGCUGAAAAUACCGAAAUAAAAAUCAGAUGUGAUGUGCUUUAUCACCUUCACACGCCAAAUGUAGACAUACAGAUUUACCGGCAUUAAAAUUGUAAUGUUUGUAAUAGCUACUACAAUUGUAUUAGAUAUUACUGUAAUGCUACAAAUCUGACAUUACAAU